This is a messenger RNA of Corylus avellana, 1030 nucleotides long. RefSeq names its product COMPLEX 1 LYR-like protein. The record is from RefSeq and is a predicted model, not a curated record. Lineage: Eukaryota; Viridiplantae; Streptophyta; Magnoliopsida; Fagales; Betulaceae.
UAAUGACCGGAUAGUAAGAGCUCUCAGCCUCUCAUCCUCAAAAGUCCCAAAUGCCUUCUAUCGCCUCUGCAACAGCCAUCGAGGCAACUACUCAAUAAGUUUGUUGAGACGACAAGGCUACUUACCAGCACAAAUAGUAUAGUCGCCGCAACAAUUACCUUUUAAGUAACAAAAGCACAUGCCAAUAUCUUAUUUCUAUGACAUUGAUAGUUGAACUCUCUUUCCGUUGCCGCUAUCGCCGCCUCUUCUCGAUUAGUGGUCUUUGAUCGAUUAACAUCACUCCGAGUCUCUUCUACUUCAUUUCUCAUUCGUUAUAACAAUUCGAAACUAAUCGAGGAAACAUGCCGUCUCUGCAAACCGUGCUGCCACCUGAACUUGCCAACAAUGUGAUUAGACUUUACCGCGAAUGCCUUCGAAGAGCUAAAUAUAUCGGUCAACGGCAACAUAAUACAGAGCUUCUUGUUGAUAUGGUGAGGCAGCAGUUCAAAAAAAACAUGCUCGAGACAGAUCCAGAGAAGAUUCAAAAGUUGAAGGAUGACUGGAUUGAAGUCCCUGACGUUUUGAAACUGAUAAACAAACACAGUUUCUUAUACUGCUUUUUUGAUGAUAAAAGUGUUUUCAAGUCUCUAAUCUUUGUCUCCUUUGUUUGACAGUGCGGCGAGGGGACUCAUAAAUCACAUACUAUACGAGUCUGAGAAGAUGUCUGGUCGUAAAUUCAGCCAGAGCUCUUGAUGUUGUUCAGAAUUUCUAGUUCCGAGUUUUUAGUUGGUGUAUCAGAUCAUGUUCUCAUAAAAUUGAGGAAUAAUAAUCUGAGACUUAAUGGUCCCAAGGGUGCUUGUUUAUGAAUGAAAUUUGCAUACUUGGGAAUUGCACCCGAGCUCUUGAUGUUGUUCAGAAUUUCUAGUUCCGAGUUUUUAGUUGGUGUAUCAGAUCAUGUUCUCGUAAAAUUGAGGAAUAAUAAUCUGAGACUUAAUGGUCCCAAGGGUGCUUGUUUAUGAAUGAAAUUUGCAUACUUGAGAAUUGCACGGUU